CAGAGACAGUAAACGAGAAAUGGCCAAUGCCACCAGAGGCAUAGAGAAGGAAAUUUCUGCUUUGCAAUUGGAGGAAAAGAAGCUUGUUGCUGAGAUCAAGAGAACUGCUAAAUCUGGAAAUGAGGCUGCAACUAAGAUACUAGCACGCCAGCUAAUCAGGCUAAGACAGCAAAUUGCAAACCUACAAGGUAGCCGAGCUCAUAUGAGAGGCAUAGCAACUCACACACAAGCAAUACAUGCCCAAACUUCAGUUGCUGCAGGCAUGAAGGGUGCCACUAAAGCUAUGAGAGCCAUGAAUAAGCAAAUGGCACCAGCAAAACAGGCAAAGGUGAUUCAAGAUUUCCAAAAAUAAUCAGCUCACAUGGACAUGAUUACACAGAUGAUGGCAGACGCCAUAGAUGAUGCUUUGGACAAUGAUGAAGAUGAAGACGAAACAUAAGAGUUGACGAACCAGGUCCUUGAUGAAAUCGGUGUUGAUAUUGCUUCACAGUUAUCAGCAGCUCCAAAAGGAAAAAUUGCUGGGAAAAAGAUUGAGGAGAGCAGUAGCUCGGGAAUUGAUGAACUGGAGAAGAGGUUGGCUGCCCUUAGAAAUCCUUAGGUUCGAUACAUCAUUUUCGUACUAUUUCUUAGUAUAAGCUUCUUGGUAGAAUUAUUUGUACAUGCCCCCCCC
This is a messenger RNA of Cuscuta europaea, 670 nucleotides long. The record is from the annotation of a GenBank genome assembly. Lineage: Eukaryota; Viridiplantae; Streptophyta; Magnoliopsida; Solanales; Convolvulaceae.